Messenger RNA from Musa acuminata subsp. malaccensis (wild Malaysian banana), 4093 nucleotides. RefSeq lists its product as uncharacterized. The record is from RefSeq and is a predicted model, not a curated record. NCBI's taxonomy places the organism in Eukaryota, Viridiplantae, Streptophyta, Magnoliopsida, Zingiberales, Musaceae. Gene Ontology annotation, biological process: replication fork arrest; DNA replication checkpoint signaling; DNA repair. Gene Ontology annotation, cellular component: replication fork protection complex. Gene Ontology annotation, molecular function: DNA binding.
UCAUCUUUGCCCUCCGCUCUUCGUCUCUCCUUCGCCGCUCUCUUCGACCGCCCCAUCAUUCUCUCCAUUCUCUCCCCUUUCCAACACUUAUAUUCCAUCUCAAGAUUCCUUGAUCCGACCAGCCGAAACCCUAACUCGCGAUCCCGUCGCGAAAGGCAAGAGAGACAUGGACACGGAAGGGCUCUCCAUCAUCUGCGCGGGGAUCGGGUACGCCGAUGAGGACGAGAAUGGCGCCAUAAUUGGUUACGCCAAGGGCGAAUAUUGUCUAGAUAAUUUGAAGGAUCUGCAGAGAUUUUUGAGGCGGGAUGAUCCACGGCAGCGAGACGUGUUCAAACAGAUUUGCAAAUGGAACACGGUUUCACGAAAUUUGGUUCCUCUUAUAGAAUAUUACCAGAGCGAUCGGAAUUUGGUAAUCAAUGCUGUCAAGAUUUUGGUGUUCCUCACAAUGCCAAUAGACCAUUCGUCUGAUGGUAUUGCACAGCAGAUAGAGUAUCUGUGGGAUUUAAAGGCUGCAUUGACACGUCCUGUCACAAUAGCCGUAAUAGUAUGCCUUCUUGAAGAUCCAUUGGACCAUUUAGAAUGUAAAACAUUCACGGAUGAUGAUUGGAAAUUGGUUCAGCUGGUGCUUACAUUGUUCCGAAAUGUCCUAGCCAUCCAAGAUAUUACACUGCAACAGAAGUCAUCUGGAUCUUCCACUCAGUUUUUCUGUUUGACCGAUAGAUUUUUGGAGCUCAUGUUUCAAGAGUAUGUACUGGAUCUGAUCUUAGUAUUGACGCAGCAUGUUGAUGGUUGUUCUGGCUAUCUUCAGCAAGAUAAUCUUCUUCUAUUGGAAACAUUCUACUAUAUUUUUCUGGGCCGGGAACCAGAGCUGAUAGCCAAAGUUUCUAAAAGAAGCUCUAAGGUCAAAGAAGAUAUCACAACUACUGUAGAUUCUCUCAGGACAAUUAUGGAUGAGGAAGAGGAAAAGAGAAGAAUAAUCAGGCUGAGGAACUUGGAACGGCAUUCACAAUUCAGCGGAACAUUUACUCGCCUUGGCGUGGAUGGAUCGAAAACCCUAUUUAAACGUAACCCAACUUCUGCUUCUGAAAAUGGCAUGGUAAAAGUUCAUAAUGUUCAACGUGGUCCAUUAAAGAGGAUUGCUUGGGACCAUGACAACUUGCCUCUGGCAAAGGAAAACAUUACGGAAUUGCUGUAUGAAUUCUUGAACCAGUUUUUGUCAGGAGGUUAUAAUGUUUUGAUGCAGUCCAUUCACGAUGAUAUCAGUAAGGAAUGCCAGUCCAUUCAAAAAACUGAUGUUAUGAUGUUUUUUGGAGUUGCUAAAUUUGUUCUAGCCUUCCAGCACCAGAAGAUCCUAAUCUCAAAGGAACCUAACAUGGAGGAACCCAUUUCUGAUCCUUCACAUGAAGAUGAAUUUGCCAAUAACUUAUCAUUCCAUGGGAAUAUAUGUGGACCAGUUGCGGAGACCAUAAAUGAAGCCAUGUUUAAUUUAGUCAUAUCUAAAUGGCUUCAGGCUUUUGAUAGCUUGAAAGAAACUAAUGACUACAAAUCCCUAUCAGCAGCUGGUUCUUUGUUUAAGAAUAUGAUUCGCAUGUUAGAUUUGGUGCUAAGAAUGUUGCCUGAAGAUUCAAAGGAAACUCAAACUGCUCGUGUUCUACUAUAUAAGUUGUUCUAUGAUCAGACGGAUCAGGGGCUGACUCAUUUUCUCCAAAAUAUGUUCAGAUCUUUCAACACCCAUAAACAACCUAAAAGUGAUCUUGCAGAUUUGUUGGAAAUAAUGCAUGUAGUGUUACGACUGAUGGAAAAGCUUCAAGCACGAGGUACACUAAGGGUUGCUAGAAAAUCAAGGAAAGGCAGAAAGAAGAAGACAAAUACAGAGGCCAAUAAUUUGGGAGAACAUGUGAAUCCCAAACAUAUUGUUGCUCAAACAGAGGAGACUGGUGGGCAUUCAAAUAAUCUGUCAAAAGAGCAAUUAAGAGAGCUAAGUUUAGCUGAUAAAGUAGGAGAUAACCAAGAAGGCACUUUUAUGUCUAAUGAUGCUGCAGUGCCUGAUGCGUCUGUGCACAACAUAAGACACAGUGGAGAUGACAUGGUAGCUUUAGGUGGUGAUGUGGUGAAUACUAAUUUCAUUGAUCCAGUACAUGAACCAACAGACUCUUCCAGCGAUGAUCAGCUGCCUGAGACAAACGAAGUGGACUUCAAUAUAUCCAAAUUGGUCGCUACUUUUGCAAACAAUUAUGUUGUGCACAAUUUAUGCUGGUUGCUGAAGUAUUAUAAAAGCAAUUCUGUGAGUACAAACCACCACAUCAUCACCAUGCUGCAACGAAUUUGUGAUGAUCUGGAUAUUUCCCCAAUGCUCUACCAGUUAUCGGUCCUCAGGGUAUUCUAUAAUAUACUAGCUGACCAAAAAUCAUCAGCAUCCAAGGAAUAUGCUAGUAUUGUAAAUUUUCUCACUAAGUUUACAAGGAAAAUGCUGAAGUUAUUGAAAGACCGACCGUUGCUUUUUGUUGAAAUGCUCUUCUGGAAGACACGGAAAGAAUGUCAUUGCAUCAGUGCAGAUGUUCUAAUGUCUGGCCUAGCCAAAAGAGAUUCGCAUACUGAUGAAGUUGUUUUGACAAAUGAUAUAGGAUACAAACAGAAAAACAUAGCAGAUUCUCUUGGUGAUGAUGAAUUCGUGAUACCGUAUGAUCUCAAUAACCAGAGGGAUGAAAAUCCAUUUGAUGUGUUUCAUGAAGAUGAUUUGUACAAAACUAAGCAACAUGCUAGUGAAAAGAAUGUUAUGAGAUCCAUCUCUAAUGAUGAUGAUGAGAUGGAUGUAAGCAAAGGAACAUCAUCUAGAUUUCAGAGGACAAAAGAUUUCAAAUGGCAGAAAAGUUAUAUAUUUGACCAAAAACAAGAGACCAUGAUAAAACAUUUAUAUGAUAAAUACAAGGAUGAUAAAAAGUGCAGUCGUCUUAUAGCAGAAGCUUUAGACCCUGAAGGAAAAAUAACUGCAGUUCAGAUCUACUGUAAGCUUAAACAGCUUGGUCUACAAACCACGAGGAGUAAAAAGCUGGCAUGUGUUGAUGUGCCUUUGCCAGCUGGAGAUGAUCCCACUGAAGAAGCUGGUACUGCAUUUACCAUCACUCCAAAAGGACAUGAGAAUGACUCUUAUCUGAAAACAUCUAUCCGCAGAGGAAAGAGAGUACAAGCAUUCAGCAAAGAUCAGGAGCUUGAGAUCAAAAUCCUCUUUGAGAGGUUUAAGGAUCAUAAGAAUUGCAGUCAUAUGAUAGCCAAAGCUUUGGAUGCUGAUAAGACUUACACUGCUGCCCAAGUUUCCCGGAAACUCAAGCAACUAGGUCUGCUUGCUCCUAAAAAAUUGACCUCACCUGAAAUUGAGAAGCACUCGAGAGAUGAUCAAAACAAAGAGAAAGGACUGCAGUUAGAAGAGACGUUGUUUGCAAUAAAAAAAAGCCACAGAAAGAGGAAAUCCUUGACAAAGGAGGAUGAAUCAAGUAGCCCACCCCAGAAUAUAGAGCUGCCAGUGGAAGAUGAUUCUGGAGUUCUGAGAACCACGUCAAAAAAUCGAAGAAAGAGGAGGAAUAAGUCACCAGUAAAGGAGGCUACACCGGAGAUAAUUUCUCGGCAUGAUUCGGACGAGGAGGUUCUUGCGACUUUGUUCAAAAGAACGGAACGGCAACCUGACCAACAAUCCGCGGAUCAUGAAACGGACGGUGUUGGUUUGGACGAUGACAUGGACGCCGAACAGCAAUCCCACGAAGAUGAAAUUGGCGCCACCACGGCCACCUUCACCUCUGGUUUUGAUGACAAUAUGGAUGAGCCCAGCAAGGUGGGGGAUGGAGCUACAGAAGCUGAGCUGAUGGAUUACUUCGACUCGGAGGGUGAAACGAAUGCUACGCACCCCGCAAGUAGGAUAGGUCAUAAAAGGAAUCUUAAGCUGGUUAUGGAUGAAGACGAGGAGUAAAACAAAGAUUGCCAUGGUGCUUGCUACUUGUAAGAGGGACGGGCCAGAAGAAUCAGCUUAGUACCUUUCUUUGAAUACCUUCUCUUUUGGCAUUGGAUAGUCAAAUUAAAAAGUUAUGUAAAUUAAAUUCUA